Messenger RNA from Amphiprion ocellaris (clown anemonefish), 6191 nucleotides. Its product is annotated as transcription factor SOX-13-like. Gene Ontology annotation, biological process: regulation of transcription by RNA polymerase II; cell fate commitment. Gene Ontology annotation, molecular function: DNA-binding transcription factor activity, RNA polymerase II-specific; RNA polymerase II cis-regulatory region sequence-specific DNA binding. Bases 1090 to 2946 code for a protein of 618 amino acids. The record is from RefSeq and is a predicted model, not a curated record. Gene Ontology annotation, cellular component: nucleus. Lineage: Eukaryota; Metazoa; Chordata; Actinopteri; Pomacentridae. The transcript is spliced from 14 exons.
GCAGCUUCUACUCUUCUGCCCCAAGCUCGAAUUGCUAUGAGGACAUUACAAACUCAAAAAGCUUCUUUUGACAGUAGGGGGUAGGCAAAAAAGAAAAAAAAUGUGGGAGAAAGAAAAAGGGAACAAUGGAAGAAAAGAAAACAGAAAGAAACAACAAUAGAACAACAGAAAGGAUUUGCACUGCCAAACCUCCAGGGUGGGAAACGUUGACUUUUACAUGUUAGAACUCAUCAGGUAACUGAGUGUUUUAUGUAAAGUGAUUCUUUUGUCAUGGGAAGUAUAACCUUCCUGUGUUGUUGGUGUUGAAAGGAGAGUAGAUGAGUUUUAUCACAUGGCCUGUCUACUGUCAUCAUCCAACCCCUCCCUGUCUGCUUUGUCAAGAGAAUUAACCUUACAACAGGGGAUAGUACGAGUUCUGUAACAACCAGAACUGUUGUGGGAUAGCACUCCAUCCGAGACUUCUUUUAAUGAGAAAGUUCCCAAACAAGGUUUUUCCUCAGAUAACAAUUAUUGUAAAGUUCUUGUACAGGCAAACAAAGGCCUAGGCUAAGAGUAGAAAAGAAAAAAGAAAACAGUAUGAGUGGUAAUACAAGGCAGUAUUGAAAAUACAGAAAAAAAAAGAUUUCUUAAAAAGCAAAAUAAAAUAUGAAGACUACUAAAAACAAGCAAAUGUCAUUAAAUUAAUAUGCAUCUUGAGCUUUAUUCUCAAAGUGUCAAUGCAAGGAGAGCAUUUGAUUGAAAAAGGAAAGCUACUUUAAAACUUUGGAGCUGUCACCAUAAAGGCAGAAGCUGCCUUACCCACUAGACUUGGUUAUGGAACAGUUAAAAGCAGUUGCUGUGAUCAUCUAAGAGGCCUCGGUAGGAGAAGUUCUGAAAUGUACCCAGGUAUUGUAUUACUGGUGUAAUGCUGUCCAUUACAGGUGUAAUGCUGUCCACCCUUCUGGUACUGGUUAGGAGUUCGAUUGUAGCGUCACCAGCUGCAGUUGGAUCGAUGGGGAUUCUUCAGCGAAAGAUAACAACCUGCUGUCACAGAGGAAGUCUGUUUUUUAAAGAUGACACCAAGAUUCAUGGCAUGGACGCAAAACUUUAAUGGUUGAGCCCAGCCCUCCAGCGCUGCACCUCCUUCCCCGUAGGGAUGUCAGCAUGGCAAAUGUUGGAGUCAAAGUAGAAAUGGAGGAAUCCAGCAGAACAGAUGGAAUCAAUACUAAUGCUGUACCUCUUAAGACCUCUCCUUCACAUGAUUGGUCAGGAAAUCAGCUGCUCGAGGCCCGCCAACUGACCCCACCACUGUCCCGCUCCCCUUCGGAGGGCUCUCCAGGUAAGGAGCUACCUCACAGGCAAAGCCCCAUGGGAGUGAAGGAUGCUAGGACGCAUGACCAUUCAGAACGGCAAUCCAACUUCAAGGAAGUAAUGCCUACCAUUGAGGAGCUGCUGAAUGCUGACAGGAAGGAGAAACUUCUGGAUAAAAGCAAAGAAGUGGCAGGACAACUGAAAGGCACCCCGGAGUCUCUGGCGGAGAAGGAGCUCCAGCUGUUGAUGAUGAUCAACCAGCUGAGCGGCCUCAGGGAGCAGCUACUGGGAGCCCACUCUGAGCAGAGGAACAUGGCCGCCCUGCUGCUGGAGAAGCAGCAGCAGCAGAUGGAGCUGGCUCGCCAACAACAGGAACAGAUUGCCAAGCAGCAGCAGCAGCUGAUCCAGCAGCAGCACAAGAUCAACCUCCUCCAGCAGCAGAUCCAGCAGGUAAACAUGCCCUACGUAAUGAUCCCGGCUUUCCACCCCAACACCCAGGCCCUCCCGGUCACCUCCGAUCCCCAGAUGACCCUGCCACUGCAGCCAAUCCCCUGCAAGCCAACAGCUGUGGACUAUCCCAUGCAGUUGCUGCCGACCACUCAUCCCACCCCUGUCAAGAGGAGCAGUGGUUCCUUCCGACAGGAAGCCAGUCAGCCCCUGAACCUGACCUCCAGGCCGAAGGGGCUGGAGCUGGGUAAAACACCCAGUCCACAUAGCCUGGAGCUGGGAUCACUGGCGCUGCAAGGAUCCUACAGACCCAGAGACUUCCAGAGGGAGGUGUCCCACAGCCCGCCACGAUCUGCCCUCAGUUUCCUAGGAGACAGCGAUGUGGUCACCCAGGCCAUCCACGAUGCUCAGCAGCUCCUGAGGACUCACAGCAGUGGAGGACGAGAGAGAGACAGGGAAAGACAUGGCAGCGGAAAGGAGUUCAGAGGUUCUCCCUGCAAUGAGGGAACGUCUCACUGUGAGCGGGCUGAAGACAGACUGCCGUCCACUGAGGACCAUCUCAGUAGUGACUCUGAGGUCCCAGGCAGCUACCCUGAGGCCCGCCACCCUCCCUCCUCAGGCCACAUCAAGAGACCCAUGAACGCCUUCAUGGUGUGGGCCAAAGAUGAGCGGCGGAGGAUCCUGCAGGCCUUCCCUGACAUGCACAACUCCUCCAUCAGCAAGAUCCUGGGCUCCAGAUGGAAGGCCAUGUCCAACCAGGAGAAGCAGCCGUACUACGAGGAGCAGGCGAGGCUGAGCAGGCAGCACCUGGAGCGCUAUCCGGACUACAAAUACAAACCGCGGCCCAAACGGACCUGCAUCGUGGAGGGACGAAGACUGAGGGUGGGCGAGUACAAGGCCAUGAUGAAGAGCCGCCGUCAGGAGCAGAGAGCGACCUACAGCCACAGUCAAACAGAACCACAGCAGAUCCAUUACCCCCACAGUGACGCCCAGUACCCAGGCGGCUCAGUUUCAGCGAUGCCCUUUCACCCAGCACUACUGGAGCAUUAUCUGCCUCAAGUCCCAGCCGCCCCACGCAGAACCGAAGGCCAGGCCGUGACCAGCCCUCUGCCCAGGGAGAAGGAGAGACAGCAACCUCCGUACAGUGAAGGAGAGGAGAGCAACGGGGAGGAGAGGAGUGAGGGGGAACUGGUGCUCCUGACAGACUGAGGAAGGACAGAUAGAGAGGGAAAGGAAAAGGAAAAACCUGGGAUGGGAGGAAGGUCAGGGUAGCUGAGGGGAGGAUGUUCUUUGUUCAGUGCUUUAGUGAAUGAAAAAAUCAUGACUUAUUCCCUUGUAAAUGAGCCCAGUCUCCAGUAAACCCUCCACACACACAGAGGAAAGCUCUUAUUGUUCCACUUCAUGGGUGUCAUGCUUGCUGCUUGGUGUUAGAAUAUCAGAGUUAUUAAUCCCUUUUGCUCUCUGUUUUCUCACCAUUUUGACUUUUGACGAAGUGCCGCACAAAGAUUUAGUCAUCUGAGAAAACACAGGAAACCAUAAAAGUUCAAUGGAACACACAUUCUUACCUGUUAGACACCUGAACCUGAGCAGCUUGUAUUUUCAGUUUGUCUUUCUGUUGUCAGUAUGUGAGCAGCGCCCCAUUGUGGUACAGUCUGGUUGUCACUGAAAGGAGUCGAGGUUCUUUCUGCUUCUUUUCUUACUUUGUCUUAAUGUUGUGCAUGUUGCAGCGCAGGACAUGUAGAUUGUCAGGCUAGGAUGCUUCCUGAAGCCAGGUUAGAAUGUUCCACAUCACAUUAGAAGGUAAAGAAAGACACUUAAAAGUGGAUUUCAGCAAUUUGUGUACUGCACUGCCAUAAAGAGUAAACAACUCCAGCUGAAAGGAUUUUUAAAAUAAUGCUCUUUAUUCCAGAUCCCACUCUGAGCUCUUUCAUUCGGUGCUCCUGAUUCAAACUGCAUCUCCAGCCGCCCACUUCUUUCCCCUUUUAAAUGUGAGCAGAACAAAGUAAGGAAUUAGAAAGUCUUUUUAUUCGUGGGGGAGGAGGAAAAAAAAUUGAAACAAAUGGCCAAUGAGAAAGAAUGACAGGAUAACUCCUCGUCAUUCGUCCUCAUGUUGGUCCACAGGUUAAAGCAUGUAAACACUGUCUGGAUGAAGCAGUCAGCAAAGCAGCUCCUCCACGCAGUCCAGACUGAAAAAUAAACAUUUCAAAUCAUUUAUGAAAAAUCUUUUUUGUAAAACUGCCAAGAGUUCCUGCUAGUUCCCCUGAUGUACCCCCUGAUAUGAACAGAUAUACACUGUUGAUCAGACCACAUCUCUACCAGGAGGAGGAGAGUUUAAAGUUAACAGGACCCCUGAUCGACCACAAUAGUCCCAGUAAAGCUGCUGUAAACCAGAAUCACCCUUCAAGGCCACUUCAUGGUUGAUGCAUCCAUGUGUUCCAGGUCCCUCAUAUCAUUCAGUGGCCCAUGUCCUGACUGAAAGCAUCAGGACUGUAAACCGGAUGCUUGUUCUGUGCAGCAUAUUUAAUCCUGUACUGCUGUCCACCCUGUUUUCUUCUUUUGACUCACAGCAGCUUGUUUUGCUGCUGAAAGGAGGUUGCCAGAUCUAUUUUCUAGUGCGCAUGUUUGGAACAGAUGCGUCUGACACACCUUAUCAUCCUGUUGCACGUCUUUUCCUGCACUAGUUUCCAUGGCACCGACUGGACUAACAGCGUCAGCAAGCUUCUUAUUUCAGUGAAUCAGUUCCAAAUAAGUAUCACAGUAGUGAGUGGGAAUUUAUUUUGCUAAUGUGGUUCGAUCUAGUUUGUGACAUCAUCAAGGUUAUCUUUUCAGACUUUGGACUGCCUUUUUAUUAAGGUAAAUUAGAAUCAUCCUGCAGCUGCAUUCAGGGGCAUCUCUGCUUAAAACAGAAAAAAACAAACAGUUGGAGUUCAUUAUUAAAGGCUGGGUCUUAUCUUCAAGCAACAUACUUGUUCUCUCUCAGGGUACCUAUGACACUCCUGUUGUGGCCCAGGUAGUCUACAGUAAACCGCUGAUCAGACCCUCCUCUUCCUCACCCUUCCACAUGGCUGGAUUUGUAUUUUUCAGCAGUUCGUAGACUUGAUGUCUGUUUUUGUGUACCUCUGUGUUAGCUUGCCACUAUGAGUGUUUUUUGAUUGUCAUGCUGACCAGCUCCUAUCCGUGUAUCAGAAUUCCUGCUUUUUUUUCUGUGAUGCAGCCUUUCAUAACAGUGCAGAAAAUGUCCACAUUCUGUUAACAUUAUUAUUAUUAUUAAGACCAAAAUGAAGGCAAAGUUCAUCUAAAUAGACUAAAGCGUAGUAAUUUCAUCAUCUUUUACAUUCCUCUACCACAGACAUCUAAUCAAAUCAGUGUUUCCACUGUUACGCCUCACUAGUUCCUCUCUAAUUGAUAUUUGCAGCUUUUAAUAAUCACCAUUUCUUUGCAUUGUAAGCAGUGUACAUACCACUGACACUACUUUUUCCCAUUGAGAUAUUGUGAGGGCACUAUAUCUAUAGUGGGUAAAUGUAGUUCAAAUUUGGACGCUUCAAAUCUAACAGCAGUGAGUAUGUUUAGUGCACAUGGAAUAGUGGGAGGAAUUCCAGACAGAUGUGUGUAAAAUCCCCAUCUGUCUUUUGAUGAUGCAUGCAUGUGAUCUUUAUGUGUGACGGCAUUUCAGAAAGUGAAAGAAAUCCCUGUUUUUCUGGGUGACUGGACCUUCAGGUAACUUAGUACCAAACACAUCCCUGUAUCUUCAACAGAUCGGCCUCCAGGUGGCGUCAGAGGCUACUGGGGGAUUUUGGCUCCUUGGAUGCACUUAUCAGCUGCUGUUCUGGUUGAUUACCAAUCAAGAUUUAUCAUGAUGCCAUGCGUAAAAACCAAGCUUUUUAAGCGUGGUGUUUUAUGAGCUGGUUAAAGCGCUAUCUGUGCACUUCUAGCGGAACAUGCGACAACACAUCUAACUUCCUGACUUACUGAUUUAGGAUUUUCCUUGCAGGACAUGGGCAAUUCUGCAUUCCAUGAAUAAACCUCAGUGAGCUCCAUGCCGCUGCUUCAGCAUACAGUGUCCAGUGACUGUAGAUUCCUAAAUGAAUUAAAUGUUAUUUACUAUUUUUACAUGCUGAGUCAUUUUAAAUGAGCUCAGUUUGUAGUUUUGUGUCAGGAACUAUUCAAGGUUGACAAAUCAUAAUGGUGGGAAAAGAUCUGUUUCAUACCUCUGGGUUUGGGCUCAUCCUGCUAAAUCUGCUGACUUUAGAGUACAGAGACAGCUACAGAAGGAAAUGUUUCUCUUGUUUUGGUGGAAACAUGCUGAGUCACCUGUCAUUACCCUGCUGAUGUAAAUAUAGAAAGAGACUUUAUUUUGUUUAUAAGAGCUUGUGUAAUUUAAAGGUGUACAUUUCUAUAUGUUUUCUGAUUUUGUUUUUGAUUUUUGACUAAAUAAACUGAUUGUGUUAACUGUG